This is a messenger RNA of Malassezia restricta, 2388 nucleotides long. Its product is annotated as multisite-specific tRNA:(cytosine-C5)-methyltransferase. Gene Ontology annotation, molecular function: tRNA (cytidine-N5)-methyltransferase activity; tRNA binding. The record is from RefSeq and is a predicted model, not a curated record. Gene Ontology annotation, cellular component: nucleus; cytoplasm. The coding region runs from base 1 to 2388 and encodes 795 amino acids. The transcript has a single exon. Gene Ontology annotation, biological process: tRNA methylation. NCBI's taxonomy places the organism in Eukaryota, Fungi, Basidiomycota, Malasseziomycetes, Malasseziales, Malasseziaceae.
AUGGGACGCGGACGAGCUUACCGGCGUGGACACGGGCGCGGCGGGCGCGGCGGAUCGAAGCGGUCCGGUGAGCGCCACGGCGAGUACACGUCGAUCGAGCAGACCAACCCAAAGUUUGAGGCGUACUACCGCGACCAGGGCAUUGUGCCCCUGGAUGAGUGGGAGGCGUUCGUGGAAGCGAUGCGGGCGCCGCUGCCGACGACUUUCCGCAUCACGUCCGGCAAGCCAACGUCUCGUCAGCUACUCGAUGCGAUGCACACGACCUUCCUUCCGUACCUGUCCAACGUGACUUUCGAGGGCGAAAAGGUCACGCCACCCCACCAGCUCGAAUGGUACCCUGAGGGCCUCGGAUGGCAUCUUGACGUGCGCAAGAAUGUCUUGCGCAAGUCGCCCGAGUUCAAGCGUUUUCAGCAGUUCCUCGUGCACGAAACAGAGGUAGGCAGUAUCUCACGCCAGGAGGCCGUGUCGAUGCUGCCGCCCCUCUUCCUCGACGUGCGUCCCGAGCACCUCGUCCUCGAUAUGUGUGCGGCGCCGGGCUCUAAGACGGCACAGCUGAUCGAGGCGAUUCACUCGCCUCUCACGUCGUCGCCGGACGCCUUCGACCCAAUGCCCCUUGGUGUCGUCGUCGCGAACGACUCGGACACGAAACGAGCUCACAUGCUUGUGCACCAGUCCCAGCGCCUGCCGUCGCCCAAUCUCUGCGUGACCAAUGUCGACGCCAGCAACAUGCCAAACAUCCAGGUCUCGUGGAAAGGCGAGCAGCCGUCUGACCCGAUCGAGCAGCGCGAGCUCAAGUACGACCGCAUUCUCGCCGAUGUGCCAUGUUCAGGCGACGGCACACUCCGCAAGAACCUCGCGAUCUGGAAGGACUGGACGCCCAUGAACGGCACGGGCCUGCAUGCUCUCCAGCUGCGCAUCCUGAUCCGUGGCCUGAUGCUGCUGCGCCCAGGCGGCCGACUCGUGUACUCGACGUGCUCCCUGAACCCCAUUGAGAACGAGGCCGUAGUCGUCGCAGCACUCCGCCACUUUAAGGGUGACGUGAGCAUUGUGGAUGCCUCAGGUAUGCUUCCGGCUCUCCAGCGCCGCCCAGGCAUGACAUCGUGGAAGGUCGCGCCAGGCCGUGGAGCUCAUCUUUUCAAGGGCGCAGAGAAAACAGACGAGUCCGCCAUUCCAUGGAUCGAGUCAUGGGACGCACUGUCUGGCCUUGACGCUGAUCUCGCGUCUCGCACGCCCCAAAGUCUAUGGCCACAGGGUGACGAAGAGACAUGGCACCUGGACCGCUGUAUCCGUGUAUACCCUCACAUGCAAAACACCGGUGCCUUUUUCGUGACGGUGCUCGAGAAAAAGAGCGCCGCAGACGCUGUGUCGCUCGCUCCAGGAAUGGCCCGUGCGAUGGAAAGCAUGGCCGCUCAACACGCCGAGGCUCCCAGCGCCAAGCGUGCCGCCGACGAAGAACCAGAGCACGAAGCCAAACGGGUCAAGCAGGACGAGACUGUGCCGCAUAUCGUGCCUGUCGAUAAACACCGCAUGGACCGUGAUGCUAAGCGACGCGCUCAGCUCGCUGAUGCCCCCAUUGGCGCUGGUGGUAUGCCAUAUCGCGAGGAUCCCUUUGUAUACGUCCAUCCAUCAAAUGCUGAAGUGCAGUCGUGCGUCAAGUGGUUCGGCCUACACGACUUCCCUGUCGCCAAUCUCCUUGUACGCAACUCAGAGUGUGUACCGCUUCGCAGCGUGUACCUAACGUCCAACACGGUUCGUGCGAUCGUUGCUGGCGGGGGUCCAGGUGCCGGUGUACAUCCGGCCCAAAACCCUCUCAAGAUCCGCCUGCUGAACUGCGGUGUCAAGGUAUUCGGUCGACAAGAAUCGGUCAGUAAAGCAACGCAAGCACAGCUUGCUGCCUCAAGCGACGAUGCUUCGCAGCGCCGUGAGAAUAUGUCGUCGACAUUGGCUUGCCGCUGGCGCGUGGUCAGCGACUCACUGCAUUCAAUGCGCCCCUUCUUGAGUGACAGGGUCGUUCUAAAGGCCACUUUGUCCGAUCUCGCCUUUUUUAUUCGCGAGUAUUAUCCCGUGCUCGACAACAUUCCUGGCACUGUGGGAGAAUUUUUGCGCACGGCCGAAAUGGGAAGCUAUGUCUUGGAUAUCGAACCCAGUGAGCAUGAAGGACACAAGUUGGAUGUCACCUUGUCUUAUCCUAUUUGGCGCUCCAUGGCAUCAGCUAAUCUCAUGCUCGAUAAGCAGGAAAAGAGUGCACUAUCCCUUCGCCUCUUCAAUACUGACGUGUCGAAUCCAGAAGGCCAACGUCACUUUUCCGCCAAUCCCCAAGAGAGGAGGCAAAAGGAGCAUGAGCAAGAAGAUGAUUCUUCGAAAGAAAGUAAGCAGCAGAUAGAGUAA